Branchiostoma floridae (Florida lancelet) is the source of this 3809-nucleotide messenger RNA. RefSeq lists its product as uncharacterized. The record is from RefSeq and is a predicted model, not a curated record. The transcript is spliced from 20 exons. Lineage: Eukaryota; Metazoa; Chordata; Leptocardii; Amphioxiformes; Branchiostomatidae. Bases 202 to 2466 code for a protein of 754 amino acids.
CUGUCAAAGGUGUGCACAUACAGGUAGCACUACAUACUAGUGGUCAACACACCGUGGCCUCCCUCAGUACGAGUACGCCUGGAUAGCUGUAGGGUGCUCUGCGAGAACGCACGCCGCUUCACAAAGAACUCGGUACAGCACAGCUUUAACGGAAGAUUUACAGCUUAGAGAAUCCUCCAACCUUACCUGGAGUGCUACAAGAUGGGUUACCGAACGGGUCUGUUCGUGUUGGCGGGCCUGGUCGCACUGACGUCCGCCCACAUUCGCCUGACGUUCCCGCCGGCUCGCCGCUUCGCCUUCGACUUCUUGGACAACACUCGAACCCGCGCGCCCUGCGGCGUCGGACCUGGAAUGGGCCCGAUGACGACCUUCCUGGCCGGCUCCACGUUCAACGUCACCUGGCACAUGGCGUACGCGCACGUGGGAGGGAUCCGUCUGGAGAUCUUGAACAACACCGGACCAGACUUUAACGCGACCACGGACGUCCUGCGGGUGCUGACCCCUGGGGACGGCUGGGCCGCCGCGCACGACGCCACCGUGCAGAGGUACGAGCUGACCCUGCCGUCUGACUUCACCUGCGACCGCUGCACUAUCCGGCUGCUCCGCCAGGCGGGAGAGUGGCGCCUCACAAACGGGAACGACUACAUCUUCUGGAGCUGCGCUGACGUCACUAUCGUCCCAACAGGCAGCCCAACGUGCCCUGGCGGACAGUGUGGGAACAGCACCUGCCGUAGGCUAUACAGCGGAGACAGAUGUCAGUACAGAGAUGACUGCCUGAACGCCUCAGACUGCAGCGGGAACGGCGUGUGCGUGAAUGUGGACUCCACCUCGUACCCCAAGAAGCAGUGCUACUGCCACAGUGGCUACUUUGGACGCGACUGCUCGAAAGAGUCCCCGCUGACUGCGAUCCCCUCCAACUUCCGCGGCUACUACCGCCGGGAACUCACGAACGGGAUGGACAUGUACUGGAAGAUCCUGACGAUGGACACUGGGAACGAGAUCGAAGUGGCCCUGCAGGUAGAGGGAACGACAUGGGUUGGUCUGGGAUGGAGACCACAAGGUUUGACGGCCUCCUGCCGUAACUUCCCCGUGACCUACUUCAGCUCGGACCCGCAGGCAGAGCCGGAGGCAGAGGCAGAGGCUACCCCAGAACCAGAGGCAGAGCCGACACAGGCACCUCAGAACCGAGGCCGCCGGGCUGUCCACCAUCUGCGCUUUCCCCGGGCGGAACCCUCGGCUGAACCCGAGGCCGAACCCGAGGCCGAGCCAGAAGCCUUCAUCCCAUGGCAGUGCCGGGCAAACGGAAGUCGACCGGAGCCUGAGCCCGAAGGCGAACCCGAACCCUCGGGCGAACCUGAACCCUCGGGCGAACCCGAGGGCGAGCCUGAACCUUCGGGUGAACCCGAGCCCGAGGGCGAGCCAGAGCAAGGAGGGGGAGGCCUCCACGCUAUGGACUGUGUGGACAUGGUGAUCGGCACAGCGAUAGGGAACACCCACCGUAUCGGGGACUACUACACCCGGGACCGGUCCACACCGCAGAUGGACCGCUGGUAUAACGGCAGGGACAGCCUCACCGCCGCCUACGGAGAACAGCGGGACGGCAAAACAACCAUCAUGUUCCGCAGGAAACUCAUCAGCAAUGAAGACCCAGACCACAGUUUCUACAAUGCUCCGAUGCACUUUAUCUACGCCCGUGGCCAGGAGUACGGCAUGUACGUUCACAGACCAGGCUCCGCGGUGGAGAGCUGCAACGCCACGGACUACAUGUUUUACCGCCGGGAUGAACUGAAGUACCACGGCACCUCCCGAGCACAGAGGGGCGCCGCUACUUUCAACGUCUUCGAGGACCCGAACCAGGCCGGUAUCGCUGGAGACUGCCGCGGACGGUGGAGUUCUCCCGCCAACUGCCAGGGCCUGGCCUGUGACCACUCCGUGUCCUGGACUUACAACUCCCGUACUGACAAGGUCGACUUCCAGAUCCAAAGCAGGCAGCCCAAUGACAGGUGGGUCGGGAUCGGAUUCUCCGAGGACAGAAGCAUGGCCCAAACUGAUGCCAUUGUCGGCUGGGUGAAUGGCGACGGUGACGUGUACGUCAGUGAUAGGUUUGCAACUGGAUAUUCCCGCCCGGGCGAGGACUCCACAGAUGACAUUGAGAAUCCUCAAGGCUCGUUCACGGACGGCAUGGUCACUCUCAGCUUCACUCGCAAACGGAACACGGGUGACAGCAACGACCGAGCCUUCACGGACAGCAACUGCCUGUACAUGUUCUACCCGCAAGGGGGCAGCUAUAACCACGCAGAGGAGACCUUUUCCCAGCACGCUAACACCCCCAUCAUCAGCUCACAGAGGAUCUGCAUCCGGGCUUGUGGAGCAGGUGGAGGUCCUGUUGGUGAAGGGUCCACCGUCAAGCCCUCUGCUGCCGUCCUUCUGACCCUGGUACUGGCCAUAUGGGGACUACUGAAGUAGUGACCAGCCAACACACGGACCAGUCAACACACUGGACACUCAACAAUAAUUAGCACAACAGCAACUCGCUAAAACUUUCAUCCUAACCAUGGAAGGAAGUUUGACACAGUACCAUACCAUACAAACACCAUACCUAUUGAGUGAUGCAAGUAAUAGAGUACAAACAAUAUUUAGAUAAUAAAAAGUGAUUAGUUUUCUAAGGGUGAGGUCACAUAGGUCGUGCGAUUUUGAUGCUUUUUGUGUACCAAGGCAGAUGAAAUUUGCAAGACAUGUACAUGGCUGUCCUCCAAAAUGCCCGAAUGUAGCAAUCGUACGACCAUCGCACGACCUAUGUGGCCACGCCCUAUCCUGAUACUAUCAGGCGCUUUGCCAGUUUGAUCAGAUGUAUAUUCAGAUGGAUUUUAUCCCGGUGUGACAUUUAUGUUCUCUCUUAGAUGCGUUAAGUUAGUUUUACAUGCUGGAACAUGGACCAAAUGAAAAUGAAAUACCUUGGAAGACAGUGUUAAAACUAGUCAGUCCAUUGAAAUCCCAUUGAUGGUAAGGAGAGAGUUGGUACAGUUGUAUCUCAUGUUGUGCUUUCUUUGAGCGCCAACAUCGCAUUGGUACUGAUAAUAGUGUCAUGGCAAAUGAUAUAUUGUGAACAAAUUAAUUAAUGUAGUUCCAAUGACUGCUUUCAAUGUAGAUAGAAAGAUACUAUAUAUUUGUUACUUAGAGGGCACAAAGAACUGAAAUGUAAGAAGCAGAUUCAACUGAUUUCUAUCAGUUCUAUUCUGAACAGGAAAAAUGCCUUGAACUAUCAAGAGAAAUCGAAUGUAUAGAGGAAAGGAAAAUAUCAGAUUAUCAAAUCAGACAUCAUAUGCUGCGUUGUGUAUAGAAACAGACAAGUUUACAUUAAAUAUGAUAGUGUGUUACUCAAGUUUACAAAAGGUGUAUGAACUCUUACUUGCAUACUUAACUACAUUUCAUACAUUUGUAAAAACAACAUGCACCAAGUGGUCGUGGAUAGUUAUGUAUAUAACUAACUACAUCUACAUGUAUGAUUGUCCUACGUUCAUCAUUUGAUAUUUUGGCUGUUUUGUAUGCAUUUAAGGGCGAUGCCUUUGUCGUUUUUACUGCUGGUUAUUUAACUGGAGUUAUAAGUAUUUCAUCAUCUUAUUGACAACUGUCCCUCUAAGUUUAUAGUGAACACAGUGUUUAUGGAUUAUCUAGUUAAGAUGCUAUCCAUACUUUUAAGAUUUCAUCGUUUUCAUAACUGUAUAAAAUGUUGAGAUGUACUGAGGACGCUUGGAAAACGUGCAUGUACAUCAGAUCAUGUAAUAAAGGUAACUAAUACCUAUUAUGCG